Molecule: messenger RNA, 1523 nt
Organism: Marmota flaviventris (yellow-bellied marmot)
Lineage: Eukaryota; Metazoa; Chordata; Mammalia; Rodentia; Sciuridae
Gene: Rtca
Product: RNA 3'-terminal phosphate cyclase
Biological process (GO): RNA processing
Cellular component (GO): nucleus
Molecular function (GO): RNA-3'-phosphate cyclase activity
Source: RefSeq, a predicted model, not a curated record
CGGAUUCAUUCCGGCGGAUCGGGUUUCCCGGGAGGCUCCGCUUCUUCCGCUUUCGCGGAGAACUCCGCAACCCCGGGCGUGGAUCGAAGUUUCAGAGCUGCGGGGCGUUUAUUCUUUCUGCUGCAAAGGCGUUGUCGCAGCGGGCCAGGCCCCAGCGCGCCCCCCAUGGCGGGGCAGCGGGUGGAGGUCGACGGCGGGAUCUUGGAAGGGGGCGGCCAGAUCCUCAGGGUCUCCACCGCCCUCAGCUGUGUCCUGGGCCUCCCUUUGCGGGUGCAUAAGAUCCGGGCGGGCCGCAGCACGCCAGGCCUGAGGCCUCAACAUUUAUCUGGACUGGAAAUGAUUCGAGAUUUGUGUGAUGGGCAGCUGGAGGGGGCAGCAAUUGGUUCAACUGAAGUAACCUUCACACCAGAGAAGAUCAAAGGUGGAAUCCACACAGCAGAUACCAAGACAGCAGGGAGUGUGUGCCUCUUGAUGCAGGUUUCAAUGCCAUGUGUUCUGUUUGCUGCUUCUCCAUCAGAACUUCAUUUGAAAGGUGGAACUAAUGCUGAAAUGGCACCACAAAUCGACUACACAGUGAUGGUCUUCAAGCCAAUUGUUGAAAAAUUUGGUUUUAAUUUUAAUUGUGACAUCAAAAUGAGGGGCUAUUAUCCAAAAGGUGGUGGUGAAGUAAUUGUUCGGAUGUCACCAGUUACACAAUUGAACCCAAUAAAUUUGACUGAUCGUGGCUCUGUGACUAAGAUAUAUGGAAGAGCUUUUGUUGCUGGUGUUCUGCCAUUUAAAGUAGCAAAAGAUAUGGCAGCAGCAGCUGUGAGAUGCAUCAGAAAGGAGAUCAGAGAUCUAUAUGUUAACAUCCAGCCUGUUCAGGAACCCAAAGACCAAGCAUUUGGCAAUGGAAAUGGAAUAAUAAUUAUUGCUGAGACAUCCACAGGCUGUUUGUUUGCUGGAUCAUCGCUUGGGAAACGAGGUGUAAAUGCAGACAAGGUUGGAAUUGAUGCUGCUGAAAUGCUGUUAGCUAAUCUUAGACAUGGUGGAACUGUGGAUGAGUUUCUGCAAGACCAGCUGAUUAUUUUCAUGGCAUUAGCCAAUGGAGUUUCCAGAAUAAAAACAGGACCGGUUACACUCCAUACACAAACUGCUAUACAUUUUGCUGAACAACUAGCAAAGGCUAAAUUUACUGUGAAGAAAUCAGAAGAUGAAGAAGAUUCCUCUAAAGACACUUAUAUUAUUGAAUGCCAAGGAAUUGGGAUGAGAAAUCCAAAUCUAUAGGGUAUUUACCUCUUAAAUGAUACCUCAGUGAUGUAUCGCACUAACUUAUUUUAUGUAUACUACAAAACAGCGAAUGUUAUUAAAGGGCCUGACUAAAUUUGGAUAUGAAAUAUGUUCUAGAUUUACUGAGAAUGCUUCAUCAAAUUAAUCUUACUUUAAAUAUCUCCUGAGAUAUGGGCAAUAAAAUGUAAAAAUUGAUGGAUAUGUAUGAUAGUCAAUUUCAACAUUAAAUUAUUAAAAUAUUCUUUAUACCUGAA